AGCGGGAGGCGCAGCGCGAGUGGGUUCUACGCCGCGUGGCUGCGCUGACUUGAGCGGCAUGCGAGGAUCGACAAGGCGCAGCUGCGCUCUGGGUGUGGGAGGAGAGGCCUCUGCUGCUGCGGCGCUCUUUGGCGGCUGGAGCAGGAAGGGGCGGAGUAACGCUUGACACUAGACUCGCCGCUGCCGCCGCACGCCGUGCCGCGCUGCCGCGGCCGCAACUCCGCCGGCGAGUCCAUCGUCAAGUCUGGAAGCGAGCAGCGAGACGGGAAGGAGGUGCACCGACGCAGACAUGGAGCAUCUCUGCUGUGAGCGGCCGCGCGCCGGCGUUGAGGCUGAGCGGCUGGGCGGCACGAGCUUGCACGUGCGCUGCUCUGGACAAGGCCGCAUCCAUCGCUCCAGACAAGAAUCACCGACUCGGCAGGCUGUUGCUGCAUCGUACGUCACACCCAUUGCAUUGCCGUCUCCUCACCAAGUGAGGGUCACGCCGGUAUCCCGAGACUGCCACGCUGCCACAGCGAGGGCCACGAGCGCCGCCGUCGCACCGGCGCCUGAGAGAGUGGCGACGAAGCGGCGCUCUCUUCGCCGUCGCUGCUCAGCUCGCGCCGCCAAUGCAGCUUCGUCCAUCGCCCCCUGGGUGCCGCUGCGCAAGUCGAGCGCAGCGCCGAACAUGUCCUCGAGCCCGCUGCUGGCCUGCGGUCCAAAGAAGCGCUGCGGUCCGAGCUGGAACGAGUCGCGCUCGUGCCGAGGUGCAGGCGCCUGCUGCGCAUUGGUGGGAGACCAGUCCAUCGAGUCGACGCCUUGCACUUCGCUGGUGGGUUGCAGCAACGUGUCGAGCGUCAAUGAAGGCUGUCCGAAGACGGGCGUCGGCCGCUCAGAGAGGGAAACGGCGGACAGCGAGAGUGCAGGCAGUGGAUCGGCUGGUGCUGCCGGCAGUGGCGCAGUGGGCAGUGGCAGCUUGCUCGUCGGCACAGUGCCAGAGACGAGACGCACGCGGGCCGGCGCUCUGAAGCGCAGGCGCCGGACGGCGAGGAUGAGGGACUGCGAGGCUGGUCAAUAGACGAGUCGUAGAGGCUCAACAAGGGACUCACGAUCACUUGCGCUGUGCCCAGCACGCCUUGCACGGCUCGCAGGG
Molecule: messenger RNA, 1132 nt
Organism: Tilletiopsis washingtonensis
Lineage: Eukaryota; Fungi; Basidiomycota; Exobasidiomycetes; Entylomatales
Exons: 1
Coding region: 290-1057 (255 amino acids)
Source: RefSeq, a predicted model, not a curated record